GACUCGGCUCUCUCUCAGAGAGGCAGUGUUCUGGUUCACUGUCUCGCUGGAAUCUCUCGCUCCCGCUGUUGUCAUGGUCGCUUACAUCAUGAGGCACCGCAGCCUGCCAUUGGACGAUGCGUACAGGUUUGUUAAGGAGCGUCGACCCUCCAUCUCCCCCCAACUUGAACUUCCUCGGACAGCUGCAAGAAUUCCAGAGCGCCUUGGCGCUGGAGAGAGAGAACGAGGAGGAGAGGAGAGAGGGAGAGGAGAGGAGAGACUACGACUACAGCAGCAGCAGCCGCGGAGACAGAGCGCAGCUAGAUCUGUGUAUCGUAGCUGAAGAGGGGGAUUGUGGGUUAGAGGAGGACUUCCACAGAGACAGAGCAGAGCUAGAGCUGGGUAUCAGUGUCACCGUAGAAGAGGGGGUUUGUGGGAUAGAGGAGGACUUUCCGAGUGACAGGUCAUUGCUAGAGCUGGAUGAGUGUGUCGUAGCUGAAGAGGGGGAUUGUGGGAUAGAGGAGGACACGCGAGGGAUCAGAGGGGAGGGAGGCAGCGAUUCUGUUUAUAGGAGUUUCAUGAAAAUUUUCAAGUGGGGAGAGAAAGUGCUGCUGAGGUCAUUACUUGGGGCGAAAUCAAACCCAGAGAGACAGGAAGUGAGAGGCGGGGGCAGACAGGAAGUGGGAGGGGCCUCUCCUCCCCCGUUCGUUCUGAGCAUGCCCGCCUGCAAGCACCGAGUCUUCACACAGCGCCACCUAGCGGCCAGUGGUGAGAAGUCAUGCAAAAUCAGAAGAGACUGAGAGAGAAAGUCAAGUUAGCAGAGAAACGUUUUAAAUGCCUUCAUCAUCCAGAACUUCACUGGAUCAGAAACUCCAAACCAGAAGAGACUGAGAGAGAAAGUCAAGUUAGCAGAGAAACGUUUUAAUGCCUUCGUCAUCCAGAACUUCACUGAUCAGAAACUCCAAACCAGAAGAGACCGAGAGAGAAAGUCAAGUUAGUAGAGAAACGUUUUAAUGCCUUCGUCAUCCAGAACUUCACUGGAUCAGAAACUCCAAACCAGAAGAGACUGAGAGAGAAAGUCAAGUUAGCAGAAAAACGUUUUAAUGCCUUCGUCAUCCAGAACUUCACUGGAUCAGAACCUCCAAACCAGAAGAGACCUGAGAGAGAAAGUCAAGUUAGCAGAGAAACGUUUUAAUGCCUUCGUCAUCCAGAACUUCACUGGAUCAGAAACUCCAAACCAGAAUUCAGGUCUGAAUACUUUAUCUAGUCUUUGUCUGUAUAUCUACAUCUAUCUAUAUAUACACUUGUAAAGAAUUGUAUUUAUGGUGCGAUAAUAAAUCAAUGAGAUAAAACUGGCAUGCAAUGGGACUCUAUAUAAUGUAUUAUUAUUAUUAUUUGUUUAUUUAGCAGACAUCUUUAUCCAAGGCGACUUACAGAGACUAGGGCGUGUGAACUAUGCAUCAGUUGCAGAGUCACUUACAACUACGUCUCACCCAAAAGACGGAGCACAAGGAGGUUAAGUGACUCGCUCAGGGUCACACAAUGAGUCAGUGGCUGAGGUGGGAUUUGAACCGGGGACCUCCUGGUUACAAGCCCUUUUCUUUAACCACUGGACCACACAGCCUCCUGUGCUGUGUGGUCCAGUGAGGGGAUAGAUUUUGCAUUGGUUAAAGAAAAUCUAUCCCCUCACUCUCCACACACUGUGCCUCGACUCUCAACCCCAAAUCAAAUACCUUCAAAAAAUACGAAAUAAAAACAGUAAAUAAAGA
Molecule: messenger RNA, 1748 nt
Organism: Acipenser ruthenus (sterlet)
Lineage: Eukaryota; Metazoa; Chordata; Actinopteri; Acipenseriformes; Acipenseridae
Exons: 2
Coding region: 117-779 (220 amino acids)
Source: RefSeq, a predicted model, not a curated record